AUGGGUCAGAAGGUCACAGGUGGGAUAAAGACUGUAGAUAUGAGGGACCCUGUGUACAGACCAUUGAAACAGGAGCUCCAGGGACUGGACUACAGCAAGCCCACCCGGCUGGACCUGCUGCUGGACAUGCCCCCUGUGUCCUACGAGGUGCAGCUGCUGCACUCGUGGAACAACGACGACCGCUCUCUGAACGUGUUUGUGAAGGAGGAUGACAAGCUCAUCUUCCACCGGCACCCGGUGGCCCAGAGCACCGAUGCCAUCAGGGGCAAGGUGGGCUACACACGGGGACUGCACGUGUGGCAGAUCACCUGGGCCAUGCGCCAGCGGGGCACCCACGCCGUGGUCGGGGUGGCCACUGCAGAGGCCCCCCUGCACUCCGUGGGCUACACCACACUCGUGGGCAACAACCACGAGUCCUGGGGCUGGGACCUGGGGCGUAACAGACUCUACCACGACGGCAAGAACCAGCCCAGCAAAACCUACCCCGCCUUCCUAGAGCCAGACGAGACUUUCAUCGUGCCCGACUCCUUCCUGGUGGUGCUGGACAUGGAUGAUGGGACACUGAGCUUCAUCGUGGAUGGGCAGUACAUGGGGGUUGCCUUUCGAGGACUCAAAGGGAAAAAACUCUACCCGGUGGUGAGCGCGGUGUGGGGCCACUGUGAAAUUCGGAUGUGCUACUUGAACGGACUGGACCCUGAACCACUGCCCCUGAUGGACUUGUGCCGGCGAGCUGUGAGGCUCGCCCUGGGCAAGGACAGACUGACUGAGAUCCCCACCCUGCCCCUGCCAGCCUCCCUCAAGAGUUACCUGCUCUACCAAUGA
This is a messenger RNA of Cinclus cinclus, 822 nucleotides long. It is a transcript of the gene SPSB1, whose product is annotated as splA/ryanodine receptor domain and SOCS box containing 1. Gene Ontology annotation, cellular component: SCF ubiquitin ligase complex. The record is from RefSeq and is a predicted model, not a curated record. Gene Ontology annotation, molecular function: protein binding. NCBI's taxonomy places the organism in Eukaryota, Metazoa, Chordata, Aves, Passeriformes, Cinclidae. The transcript has 2 exons. Bases 1 to 822 code for a protein of 273 amino acids. Gene Ontology annotation, biological process: intracellular signal transduction; proteasome-mediated ubiquitin-dependent protein catabolic process.